CUGUAGGAGAGGAAAGAAAACCACAUCUACAUCUCUGAGCUUGUAGGGCAGUGAGAAGAAGAGAAGGAGCUCUGCUGCUAUCAGGGAAUUUCUCUACUGCACAUUGAGACUACACAUUUGGGACAUUUCACAGCACAGCAGGGGGACGAGACAUUACUGAAGCCAGCCUGCAGGAUGAUAGCUGCCCAGCUCCUGGCCUAUUACUUCACAGAGCUCAAAGAUGAUCAGGUCAAAAAGAUUGACAAGUACCUGUAUGCAAUGCGACUUUCAGAUGAAACAUUAUUGGAUAUUGUGUACCGGUUCAAAAAAGAGAUGGAAGAUGGUCUCUCAAGGGACACAAACCCAACAGCAAUUGUCAAGAUGCUUCCCACAUUUGUGAGAUCCAUUCCUGAUGGAUCAGAAAAGGGAGACUUCAUUGCACUGGAUCUUGGUGGAUCGCAUUUCCGUAUUCUGCGGGUCAAGGUUUCGCAUGAAAAGAAACAGACGGUUCAGAUGGAAAGUGAGAUAUAUGACACACCCGAGGACAUAAUUCAUGGCACUGGAACACGGCUUUUUGAUCAUGUUGCAGAAUGUCUUGGAGAUUUCAUGGAGAAGAAACAGAUCAAAGACAAGAAACUGCCAGUUGGAUUCACCUUCUCCUUCCCAUGCAGUCAGACCAAAUUAGAUGAGGGUGUUCUGCUCACAUGGACCAAGAGAUUCAAGGCUAGUGGAGUUGAGGGGAUGGAUGUGGUCAAACUACUUAACAAGGCCAUCAAGAAACGAGGGGACUAUGAUGCAGACAUCAUGGCUGUUGUAAAUGACACUGUGGGGACUAUGAUGACUUGUGGGUUUGAUGAUCAGCGCUGUGAAGUUGGCAUAAUCAUUGGUACUGGAACUAAUGCCUGCUACAUGGAGGAGCUGAGACACAUUGAUUUAGUGGAAGGAGACGAGGGGAGAAUGUGCAUUAACACUGAAUGGGGAGCUUUUGGGGAUGAUGGAUCUCUGGAAGAUAUUAGGACUGAAUUUGAUAGAGAGAUUGACAGAGGUUCCCUAAACCCAGGAAAACAGCUGUUUGAAAAGAUGGUCAGUGGAAUGUACAUUGGAGAGCUUGUCCGACUUAUCUUGGUAAAAAUGGCCAAAGAAGGGCUACUGUUUGAAGGAAGAAUCACUCCAGAGCUGCUAACAAGAGGGAAAUUUGAAACUAAACAUGUAUCUGCCAUAGAGAAGAACAAAGAAGGUUUAAGUAAAGCCAAAGACAUAUUGACCAGAUUGGGGGUGGAACCCUCCCAUGAAGAUUGUAUAGCUGUCCAGCAUGUCUGCACAAUUGUGUCCUUCCGCUCUGCUAACCUGAUAGCUGCUACACUUGGUGGUAUCCUAGUCCGCCUUCGGGACAAUAAAGGCGUUCCCAGACUGCGCACCACAGUAGGCAUUGAUGGAUCUUUGUACAAGAUGCAUCCACAAUAUGCCAGACGCUUACAUAAGACAGUGAGACGAUUGGUCCCGGAGUCAGAUGUACGAUUUCUGUUGUCUGAGAGUGGCAGUGGUAAGGGAGCUGCUAUGGUGACAGCAGUGGCCUACCGGUUGGCUGAACAGAGGAGGCAGAUCGAUGAGACACUUGAAGAGUUCAGCCUCACUCAUGAACAAUUGUUAGAAGUAAAGAGAAGGAUGCGGAUCGAGAUGGAGAAUGGACUGAAGAAGAAGACUCAUGAGAUUGCAAAAGUUAAAAUGUUGCCAACAUUUGUUCGCAGUACACCAGAUGGCACUGAAAAUGGUGAUUUUCUGGCUCUAGACCUUGGAGGGACAAACUUCCGAGUUCUACUUGUCAAGAUCCGCAGUGGAAAAAGAAGAAUGGUGGAAAUGCAUAAUAAAAUCUAUGCUAUUCCUACAGAUGUCAUGCAAGGGACUGGGGAUGAGCUAUUUGACCACAUUGUUCACUGCAUCUCUGAUUUCCUGGAUUACAUGGGAAUUAAAGGGGCACGACUUCCUCUGGGUUUCACCUUUUCCUUCCCCUGCAAGCAAACCAGUUUGGAUGCUGGUAUCCUGCUAACAUGGACCAAGGGCUUUAAAGCAACUGAUUGUGAAGGUGAAGAUGUGGUUAAUUUGCUAAGGGAAGGAAUCAAGAGGAGAGAGGAAUUUGACCUUGAUGUAGUUGCCAUAGUAAACGACACUGUUGGGACAAUGAUGACUUGUGCAUAUGAAGAUCCAAAUUGUGAAAUCGGUCUCAUUGUGGGUACCGGCAGUAAUGCAUGUUACAUGGAAGAGACAAAGAACAUAGAAAUGGUAGAUGGAGAUGAAGGCAGAAUGUGUGUCAACAUGGAAUGGGGAGCAUUCGGUGACAAUGGAUGUCUGGAUGAUAUCCGAACACAAUAUGACAAAGCUGUUGAUGAACUGUCUUUAAAUUCAGGAAAACAAAGAUAUGAGAAAAUGAUAAGUGGAAUGUACUUGGGAGAAAUUGUAAGAAACAUUCUAAUUGACUUUACAAAGCGAGGAUUCCUGUUCCGUGGGCAGAUUUCCGAGGCACUGAAAACUAGGGGUAUCUUUGAAACCAAAUUUCUUUCACAGAUUGAGAGUGAUAGGUUAGCAUUGCUACAAGUACGAGCCAUCCUUCAGCAGCUGGGUCUGAAUAGCACCUGUGAUGACAGUAUAAUAGUCAAAGAAGUCUGUGGCGUUGUAUCCAGAAGAGCAGCCCAGCUGUGUGGUGCUGGAAUGGCAGCUGUUGUGGAUAAGAUACGGGAAAACAGAGGCCUAGACCAUUUGGAGGUCACAGUCGGCGUUGAUGGAACUCUGUACAAAUUACAUCCACACUUCUCCAGAAUAAUGCACCAGACUGUAAAUGAACUUGCUCCAAAGUGUAACGUGUCCUUCCUUCUCUCAGAAGAUGGUAGCGGGAAGGGGGCAGCACUGAUCACCGCCGUUGGAUGUAGACUCCGUGAAGCUGAACACAAUUAAACAUUCAGUCAUCUUUCUUGUGUUUUCCUGCCUUUCCAGCACUUUCAUUUCAAGCAGUAACUGUAAAAAAAAAAGCUGGAAUUUAACCACAGGGAAAUAGGAGACCACCAUAGGAAGAGUAUUAUCUCUAGCAUUGGCUGUUAAUGGACUUCACCUGCCUAUCUCCCUAACUAACAUCACUUAUAUUUAGGCCAUUUAUGUCUGUUCAUAAUUUAUUCUAUUAUUUUAUAUUUUAUUUAUAUUUAGAUAUUUGUUCUUUUCCGCUUCAUUAUCUUUACAAAUAAGUUUCGAAACUGGGUCCCACCAGCCAUACAUGAAAGCAAUUCUGCAAUCCAUUAGGGGCUUUUUCUAAUUUAAUUUUUCUGUUCUACAUUUUACAAAUGGUGGCAUUAUACACAUAGAUGUAGUCCUGGGCACUAAGGGCAGUCAGUUUCCGCAGUGUUAGAGUUAAUAGAAUAUACCCAACAGCAAAGAACAGACAAGGUAUAUCUGGUGCCAGUGACAUUUCCCAUUGCUUGUAUGAAUAGUGUUGUGUUUCUAGUAUGUAUCAAUUCCACAUGUAUCUUCUGUUCAAAAUGCCAGGCAAGUUCAACCUAUACCUGUUCAUGGGCAUAGCAUACCCCCAAAAUAAGAACAAGACAGGUUGUACAUGUUUUUUUUAUCAAAUUUUGUUGCACUGUGAUUGGAUGUGUUAAGAAAGGUGUGAAUUUCAGUUUUUAACUUCUGUGUAAACAAAUGCCUGGCAGAUUACGUUUAGGUCAGAGAACCAUAUUAUGUCACAUUAGAGUCACUAAUGUUAUUUAUCCACUUAAUAAAGUUUUCCAAUGUG
Molecule: messenger RNA, 3757 nt
Organism: Hyla sarda
Lineage: Eukaryota; Metazoa; Chordata; Amphibia; Anura; Hylidae
Product: hexokinase-1
Exons: 18
Coding region: 175-2928 (917 amino acids)
Biological process (GO): glucose 6-phosphate metabolic process; glycolytic process; intracellular glucose homeostasis
Cellular component (GO): mitochondrion; cytosol
Molecular function (GO): D-glucose binding; fructokinase activity; mannokinase activity
Source: RefSeq, a predicted model, not a curated record